AUGUCAGGACCUUUCCAACGAGUUCCCCCUGCCCCAACGCCCCCUCUAAAAGGCUCAUUUCCACUGGAUCACGACAGUCAGUGUCGUGGGGAGAUGUAUGAGUACAUGAGAUGCCUGAAUUCACAAAAAUCAAUGGGAGCGGAAUGUAAACCCUUGGCCAAGCUCUAUCUCCAAUGCCGAAUGGACAAGGGUCUCAUGGAAUCGGACGAAUGGAGCCGAUUGGGAUUCAAAGAAGACGAUUUGAAGAGAGCGGAUGAAUUGAGCAAGAAGCCCUGA
Bursaphelenchus xylophilus (pine wood nematode) is the source of this 276-nucleotide messenger RNA. The record is from the annotation of a GenBank genome assembly. NCBI's taxonomy places the organism in Eukaryota, Metazoa, Nematoda, Chromadorea, Rhabditida, Aphelenchoididae.